Messenger RNA from Drosophila gunungcola (fruit fly), 5535 nucleotides. RefSeq names its product protein clueless (gene clu). Lineage: Eukaryota; Metazoa; Arthropoda; Insecta; Diptera; Drosophilidae. Gene Ontology annotation, molecular function: protein binding; mRNA binding. Gene Ontology annotation, cellular component: cytoplasm. The record is from RefSeq and is a predicted model, not a curated record. The transcript has 7 exons. Bases 341 to 4708 code for a protein of 1455 amino acids. Gene Ontology annotation, biological process: intracellular distribution of mitochondria.
CAAACUUUCAGCCGUUGGCCACUCUCUCAGCCGUCAACAACAUAACGCGUUUCUAGCGGAUCGGCCGAAUUAAAUCCUCGAUAAGUAAUGUGCUGAAAAGAACAAAACUACCAAAGACCCACUUGUCAUUAGAUGCGUACGAGAUCUUUAGCCAAACAAUAAUCACGUUCACAAUCGUCCAGAAAGACACUCGAAAUCGAAUCGGAAUCGAAGUGCCUGUCCCGAACUCGGCAAGCGGUUAGAGUUGUGUAACACGGGCCUCGUCGAGAAGAAGAAACGUGAACUAGAACUGGGUGUUGUUGCAGGUGAACCAGGAACAGGAGCAGGAAAAGCAGAUAGCAUGGCGCUUGAAACGGAGGCGAAGAAUUCAAAUUCGAAUUCGAGUGAUGCGACCGCAGCAGCAGCAGCAGCAACAACAAAGACCAGCGGCAAGGCCAAGGAGAACAACAACACGGUCGGCGGCAAAAAGAACCUGAACUCGCAACCGAAUCAGCAGAAUUCGAAUCAGAACUUGGUCAAUGGCAAUGGCACGGUUGCCGACGGUCCCGCUGCGAAGAAGAAAGGCAAGAAGAACCGCAACAAAAGCCCACCAGAACCCACUGCCGUGGAGCCCGUGGAGGCGGCUCUGAGCAACGGACAUGUCGAGAAGCCUGGUGAGAACGAAUCCUCCGAUGCCAAUGUGGAGAAACCGGAGGUCGGCGGAGCACCGGAUGCCGAAGCAGAUGCGGAGGACAUCGACCUGGACGCACUGCAUGACGUUGGAAUCACGGUUAACAUCAGCAGUCCCGGCUCGGACUUGCUCUGUGUGCAGCUUUCGAGCAUGGAGCUGGUGCAGGAAAUCCAUCAGCUGCUCAUGGACCGCGAGGAGACCUGCCAUCGCACCUGCUUCUCGCUGCAGCUGGACAACGUGACGCUGGACAAUUUCGCUGAGCUGAAGACAAUCGAGCAUCUGGAGCAGGGCUCCACCAUCAAGGUAGUUGAGGAACCGUACACCAUGCGGGAGGCACGCAUCCAUGUGCGCCACGUUCGCGAUCUUCUCAAGAAUCUAGACCCGGCGGACGCCUACAAUGGGAUCGACUGCACCUCGCUGACCUACCUGAACACCAUCACCCAGGGAGAUUUGUUGGACAAGAAGAAGACGCGUCCGGACUCUGUGGAUUGCACGCCGCCGGAGUAUGUGACUCCGGGCGUGUACGAACCGCCACUUCUGCCACUGCAUCCGAAUGUUAAGAACGCCAAGGGACCGCAGGCCCUCAAGGUGCUCACCACAUCCGCCUGGAACCCGCCACCCGGUCCCCGCAAGCUGCACGGCGACCUCAUGUAUCUGUACGUUGUCACCAUGGAGGAGAAGCGUUUCCACAUCUCUGCCUGCUCCAAGGGCUUCUACAUCAACCAGUCGACAGACGACACCUUCAACCCAAAACCCGACAAUCCCAGCCACCUCAGCCACUCGCUGAUCGAUCUGCUCUCCCACAUAUCGCCCUCGUUCCGACGUGCCUUCCAGACCAUCCAGAAGCGACGCACCAUGCGCCACGCCUUCGAGCGGGUGGCCACACCCUACCAGGUUUACCAAUGGGCGUCGCCCACAUUGGAGCACACCGUGGACGCCAUUCGCGCCGAGGAUGCCUUCAGCUCCAAGUUGGGCUACGAGGAGCACAUUCCUGGACAGACGCGCGACUGGAACGAGGAGCUGCAGACGACGCGGGAACUGCCACGCAAGACACUGCCAGAGCGCUUGCUGCGCGAACGCGCCAUCUUCAAGGUGCACGGGGACUUCGUGACCGCUGCCACGAGGGGCGCCAUGGCCGUGAUUGACGGCAACGUGCUGGCCAUAAAUCCCGGCGAGGACUCCAAGAUGCAGAUGUUCAUCUGGAACAACAUUUUCUUCUCGCUGGGCUUCGACGUGAGGGACCACUACAAGGAGCUGGGCGGCGAUGCUGCGGCCUUUGUGGCUCCGCGAUACGAUCUGCAUGGCGUACGUGUGUACAAUGCCGUGGAUGUGGAAGGCUUGUACACACUGGGAACCGUAGUAAUUGACUAUCGCGGCUUCCGCGUCACCGCCCAGUCCAUUAUACCAGGAAUUCUGGAGCGGGAGCAGGAGCAGAGCGUGGUCUACGGCUCCAUUGACUUCGGCAAGACGGUGCUGAGCCAUCCCAAGUACUUGGAUCUGCUACGGCAGGCGGGAAAGCACCUGAAGAUCCUUCCGCAUGCGGUUCUCAAUGAGCGGGACGAGCCCGUGGAGCUGUGCUCCUCCGUUGAGUGCAAGGGCAUCAUCGGCAACGAUGGCCGGCACUACAUUCUCGACUUGUUGCGCACCUUCCCGCCAGACGUGAACUUCUUGAAGCUGCAGGACGUGCAAAUAAGCAAGGAGCUGGUCGACAUGGGCUUCCCCAUCGAGCACCGCCACAAGCUGUGCUGUCUGCGCCAAGAGCUGCUCGAAGCCUUCAUCGAGGACCGAUAUGUGAGCUUUAUCCGGAUUGCCGCCGUGCAUUUGCAGCAGCUGAAUGCCAAGAAGCAAACUGAAAAGGCGGAGGAGAAGCAAGUGCCCGCCCUGGAAGAAGCGGAGUCGGAAACCAAAGUAAAUGGAGCCGAGAAAGCGGCCGACAAGGAGGAGAAGAGGGAGGACAAGGCGGAGAAGCAGCCCACUACCAGUGACACAAAGACCGCCGAAGCCAUGGUGAAUGCCAUCCGUGAGGCACAGUCCAAUGUGGCCACAUCCAACGAGGUGCAAGCCGCCGAAGUUGUUAAACGGGCUUGCGCAGCCGUUGGCUCUCUGAAGGAGAAGGAGUUUGACUUCCGCUUCAACCCAGAUGUCUUUUCGCCCGGCAUUCGCCACGUGGACGGCGAGGAGGGCACCUGCAGCUCGCUGGCCAAGCAGAAGGUGCUCGUACAGGAGGCCGCCGAGUUCCUGGUCCUCAAGCAGAUACCCGCCUUCAUCAAGGAACACCUGGCACACUCCUCGCCGCCGAUCGAUGGCCAGAGUCUGACGGAAUCGCUGCACAGUCACGGCAUAAACGUCCGCUACCUGGGCAAGGUCAUCAAGAUGCUGGGACAGAUGCCGCGCAUGGACUACCUGUACAGGAUCGCCAUUCUCGAGCUGAUCGUUCGGGCCACCAAGCACAUUUACUACACCUACAUGCAGAACACAGAGCCACUGCAUUUGUCUGCCGCCAUCAGUCACUUCCUCAACUGUCUGCUGACCAAUGGACCGGUCAAUCCGGCCGUGAGCAGCGAGGAGGCGCACAAGAAGCGCGGCAAUGGCGGCAAGCACAACAAGCACAAGUCCUCGAAGGGCGGCAAAGGAGGCCAGCAGCAGCAGUCGGCCGGCAACCAGAACGGCAGCUCGUCUAGCUCCUCCAAUGGCUCGUCCGCCUCCGACUGGACACUGGUGACGCCCCGUUCGCUGUGGCAGCAAAUCCGGCGGGAGGCCAAGGCCUAUUGGGACUGGGAACUGGACUGCGACUCGAUCGACACCGCGGUGUCCAAGUACGGCAUUCUGCGGAUCAGCCUGCUGCGCGCGUUCUGCCUCAAGGUGGGCAUCCAGGUGCUGCUGCGCGAGUACAACUUCGAGUCCAGGCACAAGCCCACUUUUGGCGACGACGACAUCGUCAACGUGUUCCCGGUGGUGAAGCACAUUAGUCCUCGGGCCACAGACGCCUACAACUUCUACACCACGGGCCAGGCCAAGAUCCAGCAGGGCAUGUUCAAGGAGGGCUACGAGCUGAUCAGCGAGGCACUCAACCUGCUGAACAACGUUUUCGGGGCGAUGCACCAGGAGAACGGCUCCUGCCUGCGGAUGCUGGCCAGGCUUAGCUAUCUGUUGGGCGAUGCCCAGGAUGCCCUGGCUAUCCAGCAGCGGGCAGUGAUCAUGAGCGAGCGGGUGAACGGCAUUGACCACCCAUCGACCAUUUUGGAAUACACACACUUAUCACUCUAUUCGUUUGCUAACGGACAUGUGGGCAUGUCCCUUAAGCUGCUGUACAGAGCACGCUAUCUGAUGGUGCUCAUCUGCGGUGAAGAUCAUCCAGAGGUGGCAUUGAUCGAUAGCAACAUUAGUUUGAUUUUGCAUGCACUGGGUGAAUACGAAUUGUCUCUGCGAUUUAUCGAGCAUGCCUUGAAGCUGAACCUCAAGUACUUUGGCAACAAGGCCAUGCACGUGGCGGUAAGCUAUCACCUGAUGGCCCGCACUCAGUCCUGCAUGGGUGACUUCCGCUCGGCAUUGAACAACGAGAAGGAAACCUACUCCAUUUACAAGUCACAGCUGGGCGAGAAGCACGAGAAGACCCGCGACUCGGCCGAGUGUCUGCGCCUCCUCACUCAGCAGGCUGUGCUGCUGCAGCGCAAGAUGAACGACAUCUAUUCCAGUGGCAAGCUGACCAGUGACCUGCCGCCCAUUCACAUCACACCGCCCUCGAUGGGAUCGGUCCUAGACAUGCUGAACACAAUCAAUGGCAUUCUGUUUGUGCAAAUUAGCCAAAAAGACAUUGUCAAGGUGCGCAGCGAGAUUGAAAAGCAUUUCAAGGCCAAUAGCGCCGAGAACGAGGUGAAUGAUGCCAUCAAAUCCAUUGUGGCUGCUGCCAACAACAAUGGAGAGGCCGAGGAGAAGGCCUCGAAGGACAUUAAGGAGCAGGCAGCAGCAGCAUCGGGCACGCAGCUAACCAAUGGCGAUAAGGCCACGACGACGACCACUGAGACGACUUCAAGUUGAACCCUCUAGAGGCAAAGUUAAACAAUUGAAAUCCCAACAAGUCACAAAAUUUGCCGCCUGUUCUUUGCAUUGUCUGUCGCAUCGUUAAUCGUAUUUUGGGACUGAGCUAAAUUAAAACAACAAUGUUUUGAAUAACUACAGCAAUGACCUACCAACUGCAACAUCAACAACAACAACUACCAACAUCGUAAUAAAACAUAAUUGUAUAUGUUUUUCUUAAAGGCUGCUCUUGUACUGCUCACACACAUCGCAUCGCGUCGUAUUUAGGAAUACGCAUAGAAGGUCCCGUAUCCAUUUGUGGUAUAUGGGCCAUUAAAAUACUUUUAGGCUUAGUCAAGCAAACUAUCAACAACACUAUCAAGCAUCCUAAUCCAACGACCCGAGUUCACCCCAAAAACCAGCUAUAACACAAAAAGUAGACCUGUGUUCAAACACAAAGUCGUUAGCUCAUACACACAUAUAUGUUUUGUUAACCAUUUGCAAACCCGUCAAAUGCCUUUUAUAGUUUUUAAUCGAUUGCACAUAAUUGUAUGCAUUGUUUUCUGUUGAAUCAACUAUACAACGAGUGCAACAACAUAUUUUACAAUAACGUUAAGAUGCGUACAAUUGGAAAGAGAAACCAGAGAAAUUAUUGAAUGAUUACGUUUUUGUUAUUUAACUAUCAUAUAGAUAUAUAUCAGAAAAUAUAUAUUAUUCAUAUGUAAUGCAUACACUUUUGGGUCCUUGGUGUGUCAAGGGUCGCAAGAACAUUUAUUCAUACGAACGAAAUGGUUUUUUAUUAUUAAAAAGGUCGAAAAGCGAUCAAAUAAAAAUGAAGAAGCUGCCAA